AGGAAGGGUGAGAGAGACAGAGAGGGAGAGUGUGGUGAAGACUCGGAAGAAUAAGGGUCAGUACAGGGUUUGUCUUUGAAAGGAGAGGAGCGAUUUCUGCACGUGUGAGAGGGAUGUGUGCAUGUGUUUUGUUUGCUCAUACUAAUAGUUAAGGCCAUUCUUUCACCGUGUGCACAGAGGACAUAUCAAAAAUAAGCCACCGCCAUGAGCCGGACCACCUUCUUUGAGGUGGAAGUUCUUGAUGCCAAGACAAGGGAGCAGCUUUGCUUUCUAGAUAAGGUGGAGCCCCACUCGACAGUAGGAGACAUAAAGAGCCUUUUUCACAAAUCAUAUCCUCACUGGUAUCCAGCAAGACAGGCCCUGAAGCUUGAUCCAAAAGGAAAGUCACUCAGAGAUGAUGAAAUCUUACAGAAUCUACCAGUGGGGACCACUGCCACCAUGUAUUUCAAAGAUCUUGGUCCACAAUUAGGAUGGACUAUGGUGUUUCUUGCAGAGUAUAUCGGGCCCCUUCUGAGCUACCUCCUCUUCUAUUUUCGAAUACCCUACAUUUACUCAAACAGAUAUGCACUUAGUUCCAGCCCCCACCCUGUUGUCACACUGGCCUGCGUCUGUCAUACUUUCCACUACACGAAGAGGCUGAUAGAGACAAUCUUUGUGCAUCGUUUCUCACAUGGGACCAUGCCUCUCAGGACUAUAGUCAAGAAUUGUGCCUAUUACUGGGGGUUUUCAGCAUGGUUGGCUUACUAUAUCAACCACCCUCUCUAUACGCCUCCAUCAUACGGAGAACUGCAAGUCAACUAUGCAUUAAUUCUAUUUGUGAUGUGUGAAAUGGGCAACUUCUCCAUUCACUUGACUCUGAAUAAGCUCAGGGGAGAUGGACCCAAGGGUAGAAGAUUUCCUAUGCCAAAUAAGAACCCCUUCACCUGGCUUUUUUUCUUUGUAUCCUGCCCAAACUACACAUACGAGGUUGGAGCUUGGGUGAGCUUUUCUAUCAUGACCCAGUGUCUGCCAGUGGCAUUUUACACAUUACUGGGGUUUAUUCAGAUGACCAUCUGGGCCAAAGGAAAGCACAGAGCCUACAUCAGGGAAUUCAAGGACUAUCCCAGUCUCCGAGUGGCUAUUAUACCUCUGAUUCUUUGAUAAUGGUUAAAGCAUGAACCUCUGCGGCAUACAAAGAAACAAAGAAGUCUGCUGCUGCUGCUACUAUGCAAUUUUGUCUACAAAUGAAUGAGCUGAACUAGGAGGAAACAGAGCAAUAAUGUGGCUGUUUAUGUGUUUAAGGCUUUUAAAAAACCUUUUAAAGUCAGCAAUAAUAGCAGUGUUUAAUAUCAACAGAAGAUUGGAUUUCUUUCUCAAAGGUUGAUUUAGCAUUGUGAUAAAACUCAAGAGUUCUUCCUGUCAUAUUAGCUACGCUUUAACAUUUGGAUUUUCUAUGUUUGAUUCUUUCAGAAUAUUAAGGAGUGUUUGAGAAACCAGUGAGGAGUGCUCACUGCAUAUUGGUUUGUUAGCAUAGGUUGUAUUGCUUUUUAUUACGAGAUGAAAGUUUUCUAGUUACAUGUAAGUGAAAGAAAUUGAGCAUACUCAUCCUCAUCAUAAAGUGCCUGCGGAAGCAAACGAAGAAAUUUGAAAUGUCACGGCAUCCAUUUAAGAGUGCGACAUCACUUUUAAGCUCUCAGGAGGAACGCUGAUAAAGCAGGUGUUUAAUCACGCUAAAGUUAAGCCCUUCUAUUGCGUAUCUCAGACAGUUUUCUCCAGACAAGUGCAAACUGUACUGACGUUAAUGUACAGAGACUUUAUCAGGUAGUCAUUGAUAAGUGCUGCAGUUCUCAAGCCUAUAUUACCUAAUCUCAGGUUAAAACUGUUCUUUUUUUGAUUAUAAAAGUGAAUGCAAGGUCUGAAUAAAGGUCCACAGCUUAAAGAAAACACACUUUAUUAUUUAUUAUACUCUGUCUCACAGAAACACGUCAUCAUCUUCUAAUGACACUAGGUGCUGCAAACAAAUCAUGACGACAAAGCGCAAAAAUUAAAAAUUAAUGGCAUAAAGAGAUCAUAUUAAUGAAAUGUAUUUAACAGCACAAGAAGGAUUUUCCAAUGAUUAUGAGCUGUAUUGCACAGAUCACCAAUAAAUCUCAUGUUACUUCGAGUAAUACCGCAUCAAUAAGGUGCUAAGCCUUUGCUUCUCUGAGCCCUUACUCCACAUAUCUAAAGAAGGCAGUGAAAGUGAAUCUUGCUUGGCAUCUGAAGCAAAAAAAUAUAUAUAAACAAUCUAUGCUUUCUUUACACACCCACAUUGAAGUUUUUUUUCAUAUUUCAUCAGUUAAAGGCCUAAAAGGUGAGCAGAACGUGGAACAAAUAGCAGGCAGGCACAGAAAUGCUCCACAGUUUCCAAAAAGUCAAAGCCCGCUAACAUUGUUUACCGGAGAAGCAAAAUCGAGCAGCAUGCGCUUUUGCCACGAGUGAAAUCAGUUUAAGGGAUCGACUUCUUCACAGGCUGUGCUGUGAGGUUAGAAGAUGCAACAGAUCGACUGCAACAUUCGAAAGACUCCAUCAAACGUGGAUUUAAAACACAAAGGACUUCUUUUCCCCAAAAGUUGGAAACCAAAAGUUCAUCCUCUUUUGGCAUCCAAAAAAUGAUGCGCCUGUCACUGGUGUCUGUUGGGUUGGGAGGGAUUUUUCUGCAGACUGUCUCAAAUCAAAAGGUGGCCCGAUUAUGCCUACUAGCUUUCAGUCCCCUCGAAGUACACACAUCAAUAGGACUUUGAACACUGGCUGC
Molecule: messenger RNA, 2773 nt
Organism: Oreochromis aureus
Lineage: Eukaryota; Metazoa; Chordata; Actinopteri; Cichliformes; Cichlidae
Product: very-long-chain enoyl-CoA reductase
Exons: 13
Coding region: 205-1140 (311 amino acids)
Biological process (GO): very long-chain fatty acid biosynthetic process
Molecular function (GO): oxidoreductase activity, acting on the CH-CH group of donors
Source: RefSeq, a predicted model, not a curated record